AAUAUGACCUAAUCACGUUGCUGUCCAGGGUUUACACACCUUUCGAGUGAACCUUGUGCCCUUAACCUUUACAACCACAUUUAACUUAUUAACAAUAAGUCUCACGUGUGACUAAUUUCAUUCUUUCUCAGUUUGUCUGAAGUGUGGCAUGCUUUAGUUUGAGCUUGUUUCUUUAUGUUGUUACAGAUAUAUUUCAACGUUAGGCUGCUGACAAAAGGAACACUGCUAAUUAUGUUGUUACUUAUGAUAAAUAUAUUAAUUAAUCAUGCCCUACUGCUGAAAUUUGGAGUCAGGUUCAGGUGGGCAUUACACGUGGUGCAACAAAAAAACAAGUUACUGGUUUUGCUGUGCUGGUGAAAAACAUUAUAUGACGAGUGGGAGGAGCGAGGUUGAGUACUCUUAUGUUGUCAAGUAGGACGGACGUGUGUUUUAGCUUUUGUGAAGAAGUGAGAGGAACAGUCAGGUCUGAGUGAAUGUAUUUAGCAGUACUGACACUCAUACAAACAGGAGGGCCGUGUUUGAGCGUAUAGUGGUUGUAGUAUGGAGGAGUACAAGGGAGACACAUCGAGGGCUGUUUCUCUGGCUGAGUGGUGUCCACUCACAUCAUAUGCCUGAGUGAUUGAGGACGCCUGCAGCACUGCAUUGUGGGCCAGAGAAAUGGAGUAGUAGCAGCUGGGAACAGAUUGUGACUUUAACGAAGCUUUGACAGGGAAAUGAUGAGACAAAAUAGGAGAAAUCAUAAAAUCAUCCAGUCAUAGACGCUCAUAAAGCAGUAAACUCUGGAACGGUAAUAGCUUCAGGAAUUCAAAACAACAAAAGUGGUCACCGACGGCAGCAGAGCGGCGACGGCAGGGCAAAUUCCAGCCAUUCCGGCGACUAUUUGGGAAGAAGAAAAGAAGGGAAGCAGAACGUGGGUUUGAGGGAUCUGAACUUAAACCUAGCCAUUCCACUGACGAUGUUUGCAAUGGGGUGGUCUCAGUUAAUGAGGAGAAUGAUCAGCAUCUAAGGGAGUUAAACACCCUAGGGUCCCGAGCUUUUUCACACGAGAGUGUAUUUAUCCCAGAGGACUCAGAGAAGACAUAUCCAGGACAGACAAUGUCUCAGGAGAACGUUUCAGACAAAGUUAGGAACAUUCAGAAGCAAAUUGGACAUAAUAUUAAAUUUGGUCAGAGACCUCCUUCACUUAGAAAGAGUGAGGGAGAUGAAGGUAGCUCAGAUGAAGAAGAGGUACCACGAAGUCCACUGAGGGUUCUUGCUCAGGUGGAGAAUGAGCCACCAGAACCCGAAGCUAAGGAAAAAGCUGUCAGCCAUGACAUGGUCCAGCACAGAACUCCAGUCAAAUCCCCACGCACUAAGCGCCCACCUCCCCUUGGCACAAUUGAGUCCAUCAAUCUAGAUGCUGUCCCUCAGUCUGUCCCACGGUUGGACAACACUGCUGCCAAACAUAAACUGUCUGUCAAACCGAAGAACCAGAGGGUGUCACGCAAACACCGAAGGUUCACACAGGAGUUUCACGAAGAGGAUCUCGCUGAAUUGCAAGAGGAAUCUGAAACACCAAAGGACGAAGAAGUCUUUGAUUUGUCAGGAGAGGACUAUAACAUUAUCCACAGAAGCAAAGAGGAUUAUGAACCCACAGAAAAAUCGAUGAGACGAAGAUUUCAUGAGGAGGAGCUAGAACGGCUUGAGCUUCAGAGAAGGGAACAAGAGGAAUUCAGGAAGAUGGAAGAACAACGAAGGAGAAUCGAGGAGCAAAGGCUAGAAGAAGAAAAGCGCCGCAGAGAGGAAGAGGAAAGGCUGCGAAAGGAGGAAGAGGAGAGGAAGCAACGAGAGGAAGAGGCGAGGAAAGAAAGGGAAGAGGAAGAAAGAAGGAAAGAAGAGGAAGAGCGAAGAAUAAAACUUGAGGAAGAGCGAAAGAGGCAAGAGGAGGAAAGAUUGAGAAAAGAGGAAGAGGAAAGAAGAAGAGCAGAGGAAGAGAGAAGGCAGCAGGAACUUGAAGCAGAGCGUCUUCGCCUUGAAGAGGAAAGAAAAAGGGAGGAGGAAGAGAGAAGGAGAAAAGAGGAGGAGGAGGCAGAACAACGUAGGAUUCAAGAGUUAGAGGAGAAACGGCAGAGAGAGGAAGAGGAACGCAUCCGUGAGGAGGAAAGAAUCCGACAAGAGGAGGCUGAGAGGAAAAGACUGGAGGAAGAGGAGGAAAGAAAGAAACAACAACAAGAGGAGAAAGCUGGAGGUACUGACCUGGAAUGGAAAAGAAAAGCAGAAGAAUUGAGAUGGAGAGAGAUGGAGGAGAGACAGAGACCUUUUACUUUCAAAGUCUCUUCGGGCGAGAAGCAGAUACUAUUCCAGAAGGUCAACCUCAGUCCUGUUACUCCAUCAACUGGCCAGCAGGGUGAAACAACAGCUGAAAGCAGGGAGGGAGCCAAAGCUCCUUCACCAGGAGGCACAGAUUCCCCAACUCUGUCUUCAUCUCUUUAUGUCCCACAUACUGCAAUACUUGUGACAGGAGCUCAACUUUGUGGAACUGCAGUCAAUCUAGAUCAGAUCAAGGACACAGCCUGCAAGUCCCUUCUUGGCAUUUCAGAAGGCAAAAAGGCCAUGGGUACUCCUCCAACCAAGAGCAAGACUUCGCCAGAUUGUAAAUCUGGAAAAACCAAAUCCUUAUACGAGUCUUCCUUAUCUGCAGACCAAUCCAAUGCUGCUGUGCUGGCAGAAUGGGCAAGUAUCCGAUCCAAAAUUUUCAAAGGUGCUGAGGACGGAAAAUACCCAGAAUACCCAGAUCAGAGUCGCAGACCGAUAAGUGAGGAUUUAAAUACAGUGCCAUUCUCUCACACCAACCUCAGGAAAACCAUGUCAGCCAGUGCUAAGUUUUCCAUCACACCAGCCAGAAAGAAAUUUGCUGAUUCCAACAGGAACUCAGAAAGUUUUGGGCAAGAAGACAAAGAUGGUGUGAAAAUAGAAUCACCUUCUACAGAAACUCCCCCUGUCCUAAAAUCAGAGUUGCCCUCUUUAGGUACCAAGAUCCAGAGCAGAGGAAGCAAAGUUGUCCGCAUCGCAGAUAGUGCUGAAGAAUGCAUGUUUGCCAAAGACCUCCCCUCCUUCCUUGUUCCCAGUCCGCCACAUGGAUCUCCCAAGUCGCAGAGAUCCGAGGCCGGAUCUUCAAGUCAGGCAGAAUCAGAAGACUUUGAUGCAAAGGAUGAAGGGGAUAAGAAGGAUCAGAGUGGUGAUGAACGGCCCUCACCUUUUGGAAUCAAGUUGAGAAGAACCAACUACUCUCUUCGCUUCCACAGUGAACAAUCGGCAGAGAAGAGGAAGAAAAGGUACAGUGCAGGAGACAGUUUUGAAGGCGUCCCAGUGCCCCUCACCUCCAUUGACCAAGACUCUGACACUUCUACACUUUCCGAAAAGUCUAGCCCUGUUUCUCAAGAGAUUAUCGGAUUUCGAACCACUGCAGCACCCAGUAAAGAAUCUCGAAGUAAGUUUAGCAGAAAUACUCUCCCUUUGGCACGCACCGAAGCCGACAACUUUGUCCCCAAGCCUCCACUUUACCAAAAACCAGCUACCUCCCCCAAACCAUCUGAAGGUGCCACACCUCCACCCUCUCCUCUUCUGAAACCUGGCAGAAGGACUUCAGGGGACAUGAUUUCACAAAGGACAGUGCAAGCAGAACAGGCAGAUACUGAGCAAAGCAGUGAUCAUAAGGAAGAAGUUGCAGCAUCCGUACCAUCCCACAAAAAUGGACAAGGAGAGGAGGAGCUUAAAGAAAAGAAGUCAUUUUUUCCAUCCAUCAGCAUCCCAUGGAGAGAAAAAACAGAUCGCAGGACAGAACUCAUUAAAAAAGAAAAACCCUCUCUGCAGGCCAGGCACUCUCUGGACAGCUCACGGACACAGGAGAAAGAGACAGGACCACUUUGGAUCACUCUGGCACUGCAAAAACAGAAAGGCUUUAGAGAACAGCAGCAAAACCGAGAGGACAAGAGGAGCCAGAGAGAAGCUAAGCUGACUGAGAAACAGACAAGGGACAGAGAAAGUCCUGGAAUGGUCAGUCCCACAGACGAUAAAGGCAAUGGAAGUUCCAGCCCUCCCAAGCCUCAAACAGCAGAUGAGAACAAGAGACCAGACACACUCCUGGCCCGUUUUGAACGACGCGACAACUUGAAGAAAGCCAACACCUUGCCCAGCUCAGUCACCGUUGAAAUUACAGACUCUACACCAUCUCCGCCAGCAACAAAAGAUGUGACAAAGCGCUUCCCUCCUGGUGACACUACCCAGGUUUCAACCGAGCCUGCCUGGCUUGCUCUAGCAAAGCGUAAGGCCAAAGCCUGGAGUGACUGCCCACAGAUCAUCAAGUGAUCAAUUACUACUGACCAGUGAAAACGCAAAUAAGUCAUCUCCUUCAUCCACAUCACUUAGCCAUCACUGCACUCCAGCUCUCCUCUUACUCUGAACAAAAAGUUUGUACUUUUAAGCAAUCAGGCAUUUCUGAAUAAUAGUGACAAAAUAUUGGAUAAACAACUACAUCAGCCCGUCCCUAUGGUUUUCAAUAUACAAGAUUAUUGCAAUAACAUGCAUCACACAUAUAUUUACUCAUUGUGUCACAGCCAAUCAAACAAGCCCUAGAAUCUUCAGAGAAGUUGCAGCCCUUCAUAUCUUUAAAGUUGCCAGUGGUUAACUGUGUAUAUACACAAUGCAUGUCAAGCUGUUGAUUCUAGAUAUUACUAAAACAAUAUGAGUGGUUCACAUUAAGUAAAAAUAUAACAUUUCAAGUAAAACAAGAAAGUAUGUUAUUGCUUUGGUGACUAUUCUGGGAAGCAAUUCAAGGGCUAAUAAUAACACAGCUGAUGAAACCUUCACAAAUUUCACUCCUCGCUCCCACAAGCAUGUAAAUCGGAUAAACGGUUUUGUAAUUUUUCUGGUUUUCUUUUUCCAUGUACACACUCAAAUGAGUUGGCACUCUUAGACCUUGCCGACGGACAGACAUUGUCACUUUUUUAUUUUCUAACUUAUUAAAUUUGAUAUCUUGGCAAAGUAAAAAAGAUCUUCACUGUGUCCGUGACAACUGUGAGUACUGUCAUUUUAACUAUUGCUAAAUAUCAUCACGAUAAUGACACGUCAGCACUGUUUACUCAUGUAAUUAACUAACGAUGAAUUUUUCCAUGACAACAUAGUUAUAUAUGCACUUGAGCCGUGCUGUCAAUUGAUGAAAAAUCUACUUCUUGCAGUGUCUAUACCCGCCUGUUUCUGUAGAAUUGGUUGCCUGGGAUCCGCCUGCUUGCUGUAACAUAAACAAUGCUAUCCUGGCGUAGCGUGUGCUAGCAUCUCUUUUACUGCUAAUUAGCAAAACCUGCAACACGGCUAAGUGAUGGGAGAUCAGUGUUUCAAAUGCAACGUCCCGGGGUGGAGGGGAGUAAGAACAAGAGGUCUAGCCAAUGGAAAUACCCUUUACAAAAAAGGGGGCAUUUCUAGCGAGUGAACAAAUGGACUAUUAACGGACAUCACCUCUACGUCCUUGAAUAAGGCAGCUAACCCCAGAUCGCUCCAGGGGGGAUUGUCCUUGUAGGUGAAGUUGCUCUGGAUAAAAAGCGUCUGCUAAAAGAUGGAAGUUAUCAAACGGAAGCCUUGAUCUCUCAGCAGAGCCACUGACUCCACUAUCUAAUGUAAUGUUGUAUGUAUGUAAUGUAUGUAGGUAUGUAUGUAUGUAUAGAGGUGAAACGAAGCAGACUGUAUUCCUUUGGAGAUCUCCUGAACUGCAGUCGCGUCACUUUGUUUUUACAUUGGUCGUGUGCAAUAGUGUAGCGUAAACAGUGUUGUAUGUGAUAUAAAACAAAAAGUUUGUUGAUAAUUGCACUUUUUUUGUUUCACUUUAGAAAAACCCAUUACAGAAAAAGUGACGCAAAUGUUAUGAAAUAUGUAGAGAACAUUAAAGGAAGCUGUUUGAA
Messenger RNA from Labeo rohita (rohu), 5933 nucleotides. RefSeq names its product capping protein inhibiting regulator of actin dynamics (gene cracd). The transcript is spliced from 9 exons. NCBI's taxonomy places the organism in Eukaryota, Metazoa, Chordata, Actinopteri, Cypriniformes, Cyprinidae. Gene Ontology annotation, biological process: maintenance of gastrointestinal epithelium; negative regulation of barbed-end actin filament capping. The coding region runs from base 1096 to 4347 and encodes 1083 amino acids. The record is from RefSeq and is a predicted model, not a curated record.